UCUGAAGGUUUGGUAUCGGAUGUUGCUGCGUUGUCCACCGCACCGGCGCGACUUCUGACGUCACACAGGCGCCGGAAACAAGUCGUGGAAAGCCAUGAUGACAGACUCAUCACUCCUCAACUCUGAGCUGGAGCUCCAGCAGCAGGAGGAGCUGUAUCAACAGCUGCUGUUACAGACAGUGGGAAAGAUGCAGACUGAAAAUCCGGACUCCAAAGUUAUCCGACCCCAACCAGGCAUGUGUGUGAAAACUCUCUCCGAGCCAAACAAGCAGAAGGUUUUUGUCAACAUCUGCCAGUCGAAUUCUGUACCGCUGCCACCGGAAAUCUCCAAAGAGGAGCUGGUGGAGCUGCUCCAGUCAGAAGAUCCGAGCGGCUACAGAGUUCCCAUGAGCCUCGGCGAGCCGCACACAGAAAUAGACAACAAUUCUCAGGCUUGCACAGCUUAUGAUGUGGUCAUCAACCAGGAGUUCUUCCAGAAGUGCCAGAAGGAUCCCUUGUUCCAGCAGUUCGUUAUACUGGUGUCAUUAGAGGGUUUGGAGAAUAAAUACCACCUGGAGCUGAGUAGAGACUGGAAAGUGCUGAAGAACAGAAAAUUCUUGGGUUCUGUUAGUGAGCAGAAUAUCCGGACAAAGAGCAGACCGGUGAUUCAAGAGCUUCAUCCUGAGGAGAGCUCCACUGCUAAGGCCAAAAGACCAGAGUUCACGUUACUUGUGGAGCCCCCUGCUGGUGACCCGGAGUACCUCAUUGCAGAAAUAAAGUUACCUGGAGUGCCGUCGUCCCGUUCUCUGGUCCUGGACGUUGGAGAGGACCGGCUGCUGCUGACGGCUCGGCCCUCGCUCUUCUUCCUCGACGUCUUCCAUCCGUUUCUCAUCGACCAGGACAACAGCGUGGCGCAGUACAACAACAGCACUCAGAUCCUUACAGUCACUAUGCCUGUGGUGUCUUCAUAAAACUAUGAAAAUGAUGUCCAGUUAUUUAUUUUUUGUUCAAAAAUGAUGCUGUGAUAAUAAAAGUGUUUGUUUUUUUAAAAUAAAGUCACAUUUCUUUCUUUUUUCUUACUCACAUCUUAAACCCCCAUUGGGUUCAAUGUGGACUGAAGCCGGUUCCAAAGACUGUAAAAUAAAAUGUUUUCGUUCAAUAAAAGGUUUAUGGUGCAAAU
Centropristis striata (black sea bass) is the source of this 1158-nucleotide messenger RNA. RefSeq names its product PIH1 domain containing 1 (gene pih1d1). The record is from RefSeq and is a predicted model, not a curated record. Gene Ontology annotation, cellular component: R2TP complex; ribonucleoprotein complex; cytoplasm. Gene Ontology annotation, biological process: box C/D snoRNP assembly; rRNA processing. The coding region runs from base 95 to 949 and encodes 284 amino acids. NCBI's taxonomy places the organism in Eukaryota, Metazoa, Chordata, Actinopteri, Perciformes, Serranidae. The transcript has 11 exons.